Diachasmimorpha longicaudata is the source of this 5778-nucleotide messenger RNA. It is a transcript of the gene Ack-like, whose product is annotated as Activated Cdc42 kinase-like. Gene Ontology annotation, molecular function: ATP binding; protein tyrosine kinase activity; protein binding. Bases 552 to 4808 code for a protein of 1418 amino acids. The transcript has 7 exons. NCBI's taxonomy places the organism in Eukaryota, Metazoa, Arthropoda, Insecta, Hymenoptera, Braconidae. The record is from RefSeq and is a predicted model, not a curated record. Gene Ontology annotation, biological process: protein phosphorylation.
CUCUGUCUUCCCCCCUGAUUCGUCCCCCAUUUCACAUCAAUACGUUUUUCUCCUUUAUUUGUAAGUCUAAAGAUGUAUAUUGGGAGCACAAGCUUCGAGAUGUGUAGAGUAAGAGUGCAUCACUACUUGAAUUAUUCUCAAUGAGGGAUAAAACGAUAAAAUUCAUCAGUCACAUCUAAAUAUCGAUGACACAAUUAUUUACAAUUUAUCAGAGAAUUUAUUUUUGUAAUGAAAUUGUAAGAGUCAAUUCAACUCGUUUUCCGCUCUCGUCGGCUCUAUUCUGUUGACAGUGGAAAUCACGGUGGAGUGUAAAGCACAAAACCCCAUUGUUGUGUUCGUUGGAGUCUCGUGAGAGUGUGAAUGUCUCUGGGGAAAGUUUAUUUGAAUGAGGGAAAUUGUGAUAGAGGGAAAUGAUCCGAGUGGUGAAAUUUUUUAACAGCCACUUUUAAGGAUUUUGCGGGAAUAAUUGUUGGUCAACCGGGAGACUGAUAGCUUCCAUGAGUUAGUGAGCAUCUUCAAGAAGGCCCAGAGGUACUGACGGAGAUUGGAAAAUGGAUAUUUCGAGUGGAAUUUCUAGAAACGCCGGCCCGGGGCUGUACGAAUUCCUCAUGGAGGCUGAACUGCAGCAGUACUACGCAGGAAUUCGAGGUGAUUUGAAGGUGCAAACGACAGCCCAACUAAAAUACGUAACUGAGGAAGACCUAAACGCGAUCGGGAUGUCCAAGCCCGAGAUGCGUCGCCUAAAGAAGUACUUCCAGAAGUACUUUCCCCAGAACUACCUCUCAAAAUUCAAGAAAAUGCUCCUCUCAAAACGGGAGGAACAGCCCUCCGGGGCACUGGCCAUUCUCCCCGAGGAGAAGCAAGAUAAACCCGCGAUAAAAGUUCCCAAUAAGCACAUGAUUCCAGCGGACGCUAUAAUAGUAAACAAGGAGCUUGGGAUGGGGGAAUUCGGUGUUGUCCAGCAAGGAGUCUGGACCAAUGACGGAGAGAGAAUUCAAGUGGCCAUAAAGUGUCUCUCCCGCGAGCGAAUGCAAAAUAAUCCCAUUGAAUUUCUCAAAGAAGCUGCGAUUAUGCAUGCUAUUGAUCAUGAGCACAUCGUACGUUUGUACGGUGUUGUAUUAGAUACAAACUCUCUGAUGCUAGUCACGGAAUUAGCGCCACUUCGCUCGCUAUUAGAAUGCCUCAAAGAGCCUAGUUUACGAGGCAGCUUUCCCGUUCUAUCUCUCUUCGACUUUUCAAUUCAAAUAUCGGACGGUAUGCAGUACCUAGAGGCCAAAAGACUGAUCCAUCGAGACCUGGCAGCCCGGAAUAUCCUGGUGUUUUCUAAGAAUAAGGUAAAAAUCUCGGACUUCGGGUUAUCCCGAGCUCUAGGAGUCGGCAAGGACUAUUAUCAAACCAAUUUCAAUGUGAAUCUAAAGCUCCCGAUCGCCUGGUGUGCCCCAGAAUGCAUCUCUUACCUGAAAUUCACCUCAGCCAGUGACGUCUGGGCGUACGGUGUUACCCUCUGGGAGAUGUUCAGCUACGGUUUCCAGCCCUGGGCAGCGCUGACAGGCCACCAGAUUCUGGAGGCAAUCGACGAGCCUAAUUAUCAACGCCUGGAGCAGCCAGACUGCUGCCCCAAGGACUACUUUUCCCUGAUGCUCCAGUGCUGGCAGCACGAGCCUGCCAAACGUCCGAAGUUCUCUGAACUCAUCAAUCUUCUUCCUGACCUGAAGCCAGAACAGGUGCAGGCAGUGCAGGACAGUGGGGAAAUUGGUCAGUUGUGCUACAGGCAGGGGGACAUAAUCACAGUCCUCGAUAAGGGAAGCAAUAACAUCCUUUGGAAGGGAGUUCUCCCCAGUGGCAAGACAGGCCUUUUCAAUCCUGCCCAUACAAUCGCUUAUCUGGGGUCUAAUCUACCUAGCAACAAACCUGGAGAAUUUUCCAGGGGCGAUGGAAAGAACGCUUUCUCCUCUCAGAGGAGAAAAAUACGUACUGACAUGAUAUCCUCGCCUCAGGGGGAUCUUAAACACACGGGACACGUCGGACUUGAUGGAGCUUACUUCGGGGAUAUCAGUUUUCUCGGUGGAAAGUAUCCACAUUUGCCGAGGCAGGUAGUGACUCCUUACAAACCUCAUGAGGAUGUCCCUGACAACUCGAGUCAAGUUUAUAAUCAGGAUGGACGGGAGUGCAGGGAAGUGAGGGAUGGAAGAGAGUGCAGAAGUGAAGCGGGGAGAAAUAGAGGUCAGGAAGUUAAACAUGAGAAUGUCUGGGAAGGGAACGAUGUCGUGAUGGGGAAUGGGGGGAAGGCCAAGAGUGGUGGGAAGAGGGUGCUGGAAGGCCUGCCGGCUGAUCAUGAGUAUCAUGAGAUCAGUGAUGAGGAAAAUCAGGACAGCCCACUGAGGUUUGAUAAGCCUCUGAAUUUUGACUUCGGACCGAGCUUGCUGGAUGAGAUGGAUCAGAUGUUCAGGUCGUUAGGAACGUCCCCACCACCGCCGCCUCCAGGGCACCCAGGAUCCACCGACCAUGAGGCCAGUAAUGCUAGAAAUGAAUUAAGGGAAAUCCAAGCCAAACAGAGUUCCAAAAAGAAACAAGCCACCGUGAGUCCAAUAAAUGUGAAACCAAUAUCUGCCGCCGAUCAGAAAACAUUGUACUCGGCGAUAGCAAUGGCGCAGGAAUUGACAGCUCGUUCAAUGUCGGAUCUUGAGCAUCCACCAGAAUCACCACGCACACCAGUAAGCCCCUCAAGACGCAGAAAAUUCAGUUUUAAGUUGCCACAUCAACACAGUCCCAAACCUGAUAGGCGACACUUUUCUGAGGAAGCUGCCAGUAUACCUGACAUACAGUGGCUCUGUACAAGCCUGCAAUCCCUAUCUUCAACCGUAUCAAGCAUAGAGUCCCUCGGUGCACCCUCUACUCUGAAGCUCCCCCUCUGGGACAAAGCGUCGGCCGAAUUUUGUUUCGCGAAAUCCCGCGAAUUAUUGACAAAGCCAAGUGCCUGGACAUCGUACAUGGAUGUAGAUUUUGAAAGUCACUUCCUGGACAACGAGGCUAUAAAGCAGCAUCUUGUUAAGUCCUCGGAAUUUCUCGAGAAUGGUAACCGACAGGACUUGACCCCUCGUUUGGCCAAAAACCCAUUAGACCAACGGAAUCACGCACCUAACGUCAACGGCAAAUCUUAUUGUUCCAACCCGAACUUGGAAAUUCCAAGAGACGUCAAGAGAGUCUCGGCCAGUUAUGUAGAUCGUUAUUUCGAUCAGUCGAACGUUUCCACUUACUACGAAGACGAGACUAGCUUCAACUGCAUGGACAGAUCGCUAGACACUUUCGGGAACGAACCCCAGAGGAUCGAAAAUGUAAACAACAUGGACGAGACCAACAGAAGCGAGUACUGGAAGAAUUACGACGAAAUUUCAAUGCGUAGAGAGCACAUUAUACAGGAAAAAGUGAUGAACAAUCAGGACUUCGGCGAUCUACCGCCGCGAUCCACUGAUUCCACUGAAUCCCCCAGAUCCAAAGCCAAAUCAUUCGAUCUCACGACAGAAUCUUUUUCCAAUUUCGAUUUGGGAACCCGCCCGAAGGCACCAGGUUCAGUAAAACUGAAUAUCUCACGAGAUGACGUGGAGAAGCGCCUGGAAUUCCAGAAAACUCGAACCCCUCGGCCAAAUUUGGAAUCAGUUCGAGUGAAAAUUCAGAGCUAUCGAAAAUCCGAGGAGAAUAAAAAUGGUCACGACAAUUUUCCCUUCCUCAUCUCGAAUAAUCCAUUAUUUAUCUCGGAGCCUGAUAAGAAAGAAUCACCGGUUUACAGCAGCUCCGAGAGCCUCAGGAUGAAUUUCCAACGAUUACGACGUAAAUCUGACGUUGACGUUAAUAAUCAAGAGGAUUUGAGCAGUAAGAUAUUCGCUGAGAAAUAUCAGCGAGAAGUUUCGGGACUGGAGUCAGUGAAAAAUUAUCUGGAUGCCAAGAAGGGACAGAGGUUUAAUUUGGGAUUGGGUAAAUUGACACAGAAUAUGAUACAAUUGGGAAAGAAUAUUGCUCAAAAUUCGAGGAACCUCGAUCUACCCCGAAUGUCGAGUCUCAGAACUGAUAAUCAGGGAUUGAGGAUCGAGGGGAAUUCCAGUGAGACGGGUAAUCCGUCGUUGACGAAUGACACAAAGUCUACGGUUUCCAUGAAACUGCAGAAGAAUUUGGUGCUUGAUUUGGGGCAUUCGAAUCUUCGAUCUAGUGGUCCAGGCGGUGGGAACAGUUCACCCCUGCGUUCACACAUCCUGGAGCCAGCGAAGAUCUAUCAGAACGAUGUGAUAAAGAAGGAACAGCUCAAACCCGAAAUUAUUGUUGAUAAAGUUCAAGGGACUCCCAACGUCUAUCGACAUCGGACUUCCUCGUUGUCUGAAGUGAGAAAGACAACCAUUAAGGGUAUCAGGAGAUCUUAUCAUCCUGAUAAUGAGUCCAGUGAGGACUCCGACUCUAUCUCGCAUUCGGAAACAGAUAUCCGGAGUCGUUUGAAAUUCAAGAGACGGUAUAGAAAAAUUCCCCAAGGGUUUAAACUUAAUUUCAAAAACAAAGGAACGUUGCUGAAUCCUGAGAGUGCGAGGCGAGGGGGAAUGGGGCUGGAGGUGACGGGUAAAUCACCACCACCUUCUACGAGUUUCCUGAAUUCACUGUCGCCACCUUUCGCGUCGAGGAAUAAUUUAGUUUCUUGGCCGGAGAGUGCACCCAGUUCCAGCUUGACUUUUACAAGCAACUCGGAACUGGAUUCAGAUACGAGCUCUGAGUAUCCUGAGUUUACACAAGAUACAUUGACGUUUCCACCUUCGCCUGCACCGUGAAUAAUAAGGGUGGGAUGAGCAGAGAUAGAAUGAGAUGAGAGGAGUGAUGUGAAACACACAGGAUAAAUAGGUCACAGAUAAAUCUUUGGUUGGAAAAUUCUUCUAAUUUUCUACUAAUUUUCAGCCCUUUUUAUUGAGAAAUUCUGUUGAAACGUUUUUUUUUUAUAAACAGUUACUUCAGAUUUACCAUUGGAUUCACGAGGUUUUUCUGUGACUUACUAUCUUGCGUGCAGGUUUGCUUGGAUUUCAGUUACUCCAGAGUAUGUCGCAAUGUCAGGAAGAUAAGAAAAUUUUCAUGGGCAUCUCAGGACUUUUUUCGUAGAGCAAAAUGAAAGUUUUUUUGUCUUCCUUCAGUUCACUUCUCCCAAAAAUAUCUACACACCAAUCCGCAAAUUCACAUGUUUCGGAUGUGCCCUCACUUGACUUCAGAAUUCAAGAUUCAAUGGAUUCCCCAUCACCAUCCGAAGAACCAUAGAAGAAGUCACCAAACACCUCGGUUUUCCCACGUUUUCAGCCCACCGCCUACGACAUUCCGCCGCAAUAUUCAAAUCCCCUUUGAAAAAAUAAUUAUCAAGUGCCACAACCCCUCGAAAUUGAAUCGAUAAUUAACCUACGUACUUUAUUACUAAACCAAUAUGUUGACGCUUAGCAUGCUUGCAUGAAUUGUAUCAAAUAACCCUCGUAGUAUUAAUACAAUGACAAUUAUGAAGAAAAAAAAAUGAGAAAACACAAACUUUGGAUAUAUUUACAACUUUAUACCAUUUGUACACGAACUAAUAAUUAAACAAAAAAAAAUAUAUAUAUAAGAAAAAAACCAAACCAAGUGCACAUGAUUACUUCACUUGCAUGAUUUAAUUUAUCAUUUAUUUUCUUCAUUUUAUCUGAUUAUUUUGAUUCAUGAUUUCGUAUAAUUUAUCCAAUUUUUUUUGUUAUCCUAUCCCCCAAAAAACCAAAAAAACAAAAAAUUGUU